GGCAGGAGGCACGGUGACUGGCUGCCAGUUGUGUCCGUGCAGCUGCAGUUUUCCAGAUGUAUUGUCUCCUGCCUGUACUGAAAGAAUGCAUCGUUAUAUGAAAUCCAGAUGCAGCGAUGAGUACUUAGCGUUUGAAGCCAACUGAAUAUUACUUGUGGAUGCAGACAGCCCUUUGCCAUUUCAGCUAUAAAGCGAGUCUUUCAGACACUGAAACCUAAAAUGUUAAGAAGGAUUUUAAACUGGCUCAGUGUGAAGAUUGACACGUACAGGAACCGUUGAAUUCGCCGUGCAUUCCAUUGGCCUGUCCUGUUUGGGAUAUGUCACUACUGGAAUCCAGUUCUGUUUUUUGCCCCAAGGUUUAUUCAGUUUUCAAAGCUGAAGCAACACAGUUCUAUGUGAGAGCUCAAAUUCCCGACCAAUAGCAUCAAUGGCUCAGACCAGCUUGCUGAAGGGGAAACCCUUCUACUGCAGGGAAUGGAUCUUCCACAAGCUUCAGCACUGCCUGCAGGAAAAAACGAACUGCAGCACCAUCGCAGCAAACAAAUUGUCACUUGUGGCAAAUUCUGGCAACAAUGGUGGCAGCACUGGGAAAGGGUCAGCUUGGGGCUUGCUGUUUGUCGGUGGUCCAGGAAGUGGAAAGACAGCCCUUUGUACGGAGCUGGUUUGGCCAAGUUCACCUGCCGGUUUGCAGAGAGGUCUACACCGCCAAGUCUUGGCUUUUCACUUCUGCAGGGCCCAGGACUCUGACACAUUGUGCGUGGGAAACUUUAUCAGGACCCUUGUUGACCAGAUUUGCCAAGGAGGACUGAUGCCGGGAUUUGAGGAGAAACUAAAUGAUCCCUCAGUUCAGAAACUGCUACAACCUGGAGAAUGUGAACGAAAUCCAUCAGAGGCUUUUAAAAGGUGUGUUCUUCUCCCUUUGCUGGCCAUGAAUUCGCCUACUCAGAGUCUUUUGAUGGUUGUCGAUUCAGUUGAUGAAGGGUGCAACGUAACUGAAGGAGAACACAGACCAUCUGGAUUAUCUGGAACCAUAGCAGAUCUUUUAGCGAGUCAUCACGAAUUCUUUCCUCCCUGGCUUCUUCUAAUAUGUUCAGCCCGCAAGCAGAGCAGAACAGUCACUAAAAUGUUUACAGGUUUUCGGAAGAUAAGUUUAGAUGAUCUUCGAAAGGCCUACAUAGUUAAAGAUGUCCAACAAUAUAUUCUUCACCGUUUAGACCAAGAAGAAGCACUGAGACAACAUUUAACAAAGGAGACUGCAGAGAUGUUAAAUCAGCUUCACAUUAAAAGCAGCGGGUGCUUUCUUUAUCUGGAGCGUGUAUUGGAUGGUGUUGUAGAAAGCUUCAUCAUGCUGCGUGAAAUUCGUGAUAUUCCUGGAACUUUAAAUGGAUUAUACCUCUGGCUGUGUCAGAGGCUGUUUGUAAGAAAACAGUUUGCUAAAGUCCAACCAAUUUUAAAUGUUAUUCUAGCUGCUUGUCGACCACUAACGACUAUAGAACUAUUUCAUGCGGUUUGGACCAAAAACAUGUCAUUGACCAUGGAGGACUUUCAGCGUAAGAUGGAUGUUCUGUCGAAAGUACUAGUUGAUGGGCUAGGAAAUACAAAAAUCCUAUUCCACUACAGUUUUGCAGAGUGGCUGCUUGAUGUAAAGCACUGCACUCAGAAAUAUUUAUGCAAUGCCGCUGAGGGACAUCGGAUGCUUGCAAUGAGUUACACAUGCCAAGCAAAAGAAUUGACCCCAGUAGAGGUUCAGGAGUUUGCAUUACAUCUAAUACAUUCAAAUUUGCAGCUAACAAAUUCAGAGCUGGCCUUGUGGAUGAUCUGGAAUGGAACAUGUGUAAAAGACUCCUUAUGUACGGUAAUACCAAAGGAACAAGAAGUGCUACAAUUACUAGUGAAAGCCGGAGCCCAUGUUGACAGUGAAGAUGACCGAACGUGUUGCAUUGUACGGCAAGCCUUAGAAAGAGAAGAUUCAAUCCGUACGCUCCUCGAUAAUGGUGCAUCUGUUAAUCAGUGUGAUUCAAAUGGAAGAACUCUGUUGGCUAAUGCUGCAUAUAGUGGUAAUCUUGAUGUGGUCAACUUACUAGUCACAAGAGGCUCUGAUCUUGAAAUUAAGGAUGCCAAUGGACAAACAGCACUUACUUUGGCAGCCCGCCAAGGCCAUGUAAAGGUUGUAAAUUGUUUAAUUGGAUGUGGCACAAACAUAAAUCAUUGUGAUCAUGAUGGGUGGACAGCACUGAGAUCUGCAGCAUGGGGUGGCCACACUGAGGUUGUGUCUGCACUUUUGUAUGCUGGAGCCAAAGUUGAUUGUGCAGAUGCUGACAGUCGAACAGCUUUAAGAGCAGCAGCAUGGGGAGGGCACGAAGAUAUCGUACUGAAUUUACUGCAACAUGGGGCCGAAGUUAAUAAAGCUGACAAUGAAGGCAGAACUGCUUUAAUUGCAGCAGCAUACAUGGGACAUAGAGAAAUUGUGGAGCAUCUGUUAAAUCAUGGUGCAGAGGUCAAUCAUGAAGAUGUGGAUGGACGAACAGCCCUAUCUGUAGCAGCCCUUUGUGUUCCAGCAAGCAAAGGUCAUGCGUCUGUGGUCAGUCUCUUAAUUGAGAGGGGGGCAGAGGUAGACCAUUGUGAUAAAGAUGGAAUGACUCCCCUACUUGUGGCUGCAUAUGAGGGACAUGUGGAUGUGGUUGAUCUUCUCUUAGAAGGUGGUGCAGAUGUUGAUCACACUGAUAACAAUGGACGUACUCCCCUCCUUGCUGCAGCUUCUAUGGGGCAUGCAUCGGUUGUUAAUACAUUACUUUUCUGGGGUGCUGCUGUAGAUAGUAUUGACAGUGAAGGUCGUACUGUUCUUAGCAUAGCAUCAGCUCAAGGAAAUGUUGAAGUAGUAAGGACACUUCUGGACAGAGGCCUAGAUGAAAACCAUAGAGAUGAUGCCGGAUGGACUCCACUUCAUAUGGCUGCUUUUGAGGGUCACAGAUUAAUAUGUGAAGCAUUAAUUGAACAAGGAGCUCGAACAAAUGAAAUUGAUAAUGAUGGUCGAAUACCCUUACUUCUGGCUGCCCAGGAAGGACAUUAUGACUGUGUACAGACUCUUUUGGAAAAUAAAUCUCCUGUUGAUCAAAAAGGAUAUGAUGGUCGGAAUUCCAUCCGUGUUGCCGCUUUGGAAGGACAUAGGGAUAUAGUUGAAUUGCUUUUGAGCAAUGAUGCCGACAUCAAUUCCAAAGAUGCUGAUGGACGCCCAACACUUUACAUUCUAUCGCUGGAAAAUCAGUUAACAAUGGCUGAAUAUUUUUUAGAAAAUGGAGCUAAUGUGGAAGCUAGUGAUACUGAAGGGAGAACAGCUCUGCAUGUUUCCUGCUGGCAGGGACAUUUAGAGAUGGUGCAGACCCUCCUGUCCUACCGGGCUGAUGUUAACGCAGCUGACAAUGAGAAACGUUCUGCCUUACAGUCCGCUGCCUGGCAAGGGCAUGUAAAAGUGGUGCAGCUAUUAAUUGAUAAUGGUGCUCUUGUUGAUAAUACAUGUAACCAAGGUGCUACUGCACUUUGCAUUGCUGCCCAGGAAGGACACACUGAGGCUGUGCAGGUUUUAUUGGAACAUGGUGCAGAUCCAAAUCACGCAGAUCAAUUCGGAAGGACAGCUAUGCGUGUUGCUGCUAAAAAUGUACAUACGCAAAUAAUUAAGUUGCUUGAAAAAUAUGGAGCAUCGACUCUCAAUGGAUGCAAUCCAUCUCCUGUUCAUACCAUGGAGCAAAAAAACUUAAAUACAACAUCAACAAAAGUACAGUCUUUAACAAUUAAAUCGAAUAGCUCAUCCAGCACCGGAGGUGGUGAUGUUCACCCGACUAUGCGUGGAUUGUGCAAUGGACCCUCUCAUGCGUUCAGUUCUCCUUCAGAAUCCCCAGAUUCUACAGUAGAUAGACAUAAGUCUUCUCUUUCAAACAAUUCACUUAAGAGUUCUAAAAAUUCUUCCCUUCGUACAACUUCAUCUACAGCAACUGCUCAAACCGUGCCUAUUGAUAGUUUCCAUUGCCUUUCUUUCACAGAGCAAAUUCAGCAGCAUUCACUUCCACGUAGCAGAAGUAGACAGUCAGUAGUAUCCCCCUCUUCCACAACACAAUCUUUAGGACAAAACAAUUCCCCAACAAGUGAAUUUGAAUGGAGCCAAGUCAAACCUUGUUUAAAAUCCACAAAGACAAGUAAAGUGGGCAAAGGAGAGUCCUCAAACAAAUCUAGUUCUGUAACAAAGAAAAACAAGCAAAGUUGCUCUUCCCAGUCUAAGGUUUUAGAAUAUGAAAUGAAACAAUUUGACAAUAGAGUGCAUGUUCCCAUUUCUGGCCCUGGGAUGAAUGUGCCACUAAAGCAAAUCCCUACAGACCCUUCAAAAAUUCAGAUAUCUUCAGUGCAACAAGAAAUUGUUCGUUCAUCACAGCAGUUUAUUCAACAGCAGACUGCAGAACAAAAGAAAAGGAAUGGAAUUAUGACCAAUCCCAAUUAUCACCUUCAAGGGAAUCAUCAGGUUUUUCUUGGUAGGGUUUCUGUGCCGCGUUCUGUACAAGGGCGGGGGCAUCCAGAAGUUCUAGAAGGCUAUCCUUCAACAGAAACAGACUUGAGCCUUAAACAGUCACUUAAACUUCAAAUUGAAGGAACUGACCCUAGCUUUAACUACAAAAAGGAAACUCCACUAUAACUGGU
Molecule: messenger RNA, 4686 nt
Organism: Nanorana parkeri
Lineage: Eukaryota; Metazoa; Chordata; Amphibia; Anura; Dicroglossidae
Gene: ANKRD50
Product: ankyrin repeat domain 50
Exons: 4
Coding region: 428-4681 (1417 amino acids)
Molecular function (GO): protein binding
Source: RefSeq, a predicted model, not a curated record